AUGAAGCUGUUCUUCAUUGACAGCAAAGAACAGUUAUCAAGGCAGGCCCGCGAGCUUCAAGAGGCAGCGGCGCGCUCGCAUGCUGCGAAGUUUUCUCAUCAAUACUCAAAAAGGUGGAGCAAAGCAAAAUCAAGAUCACCGCCUGGUACUUUAGUUGAAGCGCAGCACACGCGCACUAAGCGCAUCGAGAUAUCCGACCAGAACAGCUCAAAAGAUGCGGGGAGCACACCACUUGUGCAGCAUUGCUUAGAUGAUGAUGACGCUGCUGCUGAGGAUGCUGAUGCUGAUGCUGAUGCGGUUUGGUCUGCCGCUGAGAUCAUGCUUAUGUUAUUGCCACAAAGCGUUCUGAUAAAGGGACAAUCAGAUCCGUUCGAUGUAUCGCCGGUUCGAAUCGAUUCGAAGGCCCACGAACUCAUCUUGUACUGGAGGGAUAACUAUCUCUUCCCGCGACAUCAUGUGAAUGCAAAGACAUGGGAUCAAAGUGCGAGCGCAGUUUCGGACUGGCAAGAUGCAAGACGGUCUCUAUCGGAUCAGGGUCUUGGGUACGCUCUGCUCGCACAAGUGAGCGCCUCGAUAGCCCUCGAGGCAGACUCGAAACAGCUUCGUGAAUCGACCAUUAUAUAUUCCCACCGAAGUACUGUUGCUCUUCGCAGGCGACUCGAGAACAAAGAAGACGAUUUGGACUCCCUGAGACUUUUGCGACACGUGGCCCUGCUGCAAGGCGUCGAAACAUAUGCUCGUAAUCGGGCGGCUGCAUUAACUCAUGGGAAAAUGCUCAAGCGCCUAUAUGACGCCUGGUUCCUUCGAGGGAAGAGCUUCGAUCUGAAAAUAUUGAUGUUGACCCUGUACGCGGACGUGCAUAUGGCCAUCACAUUUCUGGUUCGACCACACUUCAAGCCCUCAGAAAAACUAGUUAUGGCCUUCUACGAAGCCAGUGGUGCUGCAGCCAGAGAAGAGUGCAAUGUGCCCAUCAGUCUCACGCACCGCCUAAACAAUUCAAUUACAGAGACAAAGUUGGAGGCUAUAUUUCUCAUGUGGACCCAAACUCUUGCGAUCAGAUCUUUCUAUGGCCGAAGACUAUGGACUUUCCUGAAUCAACUCAAUGUGGUCAAUCACAUCUUAGAUGCUGAAGAGAUGACCAACCAUCCGCAUGACCCGAUGAAUGCAGCCUUCUUUCAUAUACAAGCCUACAUUUCGCUGGCAGCACUCUUCUUCAUCCGUUUAUCUACUCUGCCGGAACAUUUUGUCGCAAAAUCCCACUUCUCAGCUCAUGCAGCUCUUCUGGGCAGAUUGCGUCAUCAUCUUCAAAUCAGUGAUAGCUUGGAAGCCGGGCAUGUUUACUCGCAGGCAAGGCUAUGGGCGUUAUUCGCUGGCGCACAGUCUGAAUAUCAAGCGGCUCUAUUGAAUAAGCAACCCCGUGCUGUGGCAUCUAGAGGCUGGUUCAAUGUACAAUUGGCGAUGCAAUUACGAAGGUGUGACCUUCUGAACUGGGUCUGUGUCAAAGAAAUACUACAAGGCUUCAUGUACUUCAAGAUGGAGCCGGAUCCGUCCGAGUGGUAUCCUGAACUGUUAGUUGGAAUGGUCUGA
Messenger RNA from Fonsecaea multimorphosa CBS 102226, 1587 nucleotides. RefSeq lists its product as uncharacterized. The record is from RefSeq and is a predicted model, not a curated record. The transcript has a single exon. Lineage: Eukaryota; Fungi; Ascomycota; Eurotiomycetes; Chaetothyriales; Herpotrichiellaceae. The coding region runs from base 1 to 1587 and encodes 528 amino acids.